Messenger RNA from Maniola jurtina (meadow brown), 2888 nucleotides. It is a transcript of the gene raf, whose product is annotated as raf homolog serine/threonine-protein kinase Raf. Lineage: Eukaryota; Metazoa; Arthropoda; Insecta; Lepidoptera; Nymphalidae. The record is from RefSeq and is a predicted model, not a curated record. Gene Ontology annotation, biological process: protein phosphorylation; signal transduction. Gene Ontology annotation, molecular function: protein kinase activity; ATP binding. The coding region runs from base 262 to 2505 and encodes 747 amino acids. The transcript is spliced from 13 exons.
UGUGUCGACAUUCCUGACUGAGUUUCCCAAAGUUCUGAUUUUCGAGAUAGAGUUGUGUUUUAUUCAUUUUACGGCAUUUAUUCAAAAAUUGGGUAGUUUUUUUACUUUAUUGGCAAUAUCAAUUUCAUCGCUAUUAUACGCAAGAAUAAAUUUUGUUUAAUCUGCACAUAUUACGCUAUAAAAUGGCAACAAACAUUGUCUAUCUGCUAUGCGCGAGUAUGCGCGAAGAAAAUUAAGAAAAAAUUAAAAAAAAGAAAAGAAAUGGCAGUUACUAGAGAGAAAGAAAAUUGUACAAGAAGAAUUAAUGGAAAUAUACCCGCGUUAUCGCUCAACAGUGCUAAUAUGUCGACUUCGACCGACAGUGACGACGUAGCGGAUCCGACAUAUGAAAUUAGGAACAUUCAGAGUAUUAUAAAUGUGACUCGGGAAAACAUUGAUGCUUUGAACGCGAAGUUCGCUGGUCUGCAGCACCCUCCGUCGCUAUACUUGUCGGAGUACCAGGAGCUGACUGCCAAGUUGCAUAACUUAGAGCUCAGGGAGCAGACUUUACGUGAAUUGUUGCAGUGCGACUCGCCGGACCGGUCAGAGGAGUACCCUUGGCAGGAUGAGUCGAAGAAGUACGAUACGCUCACACGGCAGCCGAAGGUGUUCCUGCGGGCUCACUUGCCCAACCAGCAGCGCACCAGCGUGCAGGUGAAGGAAGGCGUGACUCUUCGCGAGGCGCUGAUGAAGGCGCUCAAACUAAGGAACUUGACUUGUGAAAUGUGUGAAGUAGUUCGGACAGGCAAUAACGAAGUGAUACCAUGGGAUAUCGACAUUACUAUGAUUGAUGCAGAGGAGGUGACAGUGCGCAUCCUGGACAAGUUGCCAGUGAUGUCUCACAUGUCGCACCAGUUCACACGCAAGACAUUCUUCACGCUGGCCUUCUGCGAGUGCUGCCGGCGCCUGCUGUUCAACGGCUUCUAUUGUAGCCAGUGCAACUUUAAGUUCCACCAGCGAUGCGCCGACAAAGUGCCCAGCAUUUGCCAUCAGGUCAGAAUGACAGACGCGUAUUACGCCGCAUUGCUAGCCAAAAAUCCAGAAACCCACCCCGGGUUCAUAUACCUACCACAGCAUUUUGGAUAUCAUCAGAACAAGUCUGCCUCCCCGGCCAAGAAGAUGAAGGAGUUUGAUGUUAACUGGCAACAACACCCGCGCUCGCUGAACCAACAAGACAGAUCCAACUCCGCGCCAAACGUCUGCAUCAACAUGGUCCAACGCCCGAUGACGCUCGCGGAACACCAGCGGAAGCAAAACCAGAGCAACAACUCGCCACAGUCGUCCAACUACCUGACGUCGGGGCGACACAACAAAGACGACAAGGACAAAGGCGACCAGCAACAGAGUCAAAGCACACAGGCAUCCCCCACGGGCACGCUUCGACCAAGGAGAGCGCGAGCGCGGUCGGCGGACGAGUCGUGGAAACACGCACUAUCGCCGCGAGAGAGCUACGACGACUGGGUCAUACAUGCCGACGAAAUACUCAUCGGAGCCAGAAUAGGUUCGGGCAGUUUCGGGACAGUGUACAAGGCGCACUGGCACGGGCCGGUGGCGGUCAAGACGCUCAACGUGAAGACGCCCACGCCGGCGCAGCUGCAAGCCUUCAAAAACGAGGUGGCAGUGCUACGGAAGACGCGGCACUGCAACAUUUUACUGUUCAUGGGCUGUGUGUCCAAGCCCUCCCUAGCCAUAGUGACGCAGUGGUGCGAGGGCUCGUCCCUCUACCAACAUCUGCACGUCUUAGAAACCCCACUACCGAUGCUAUACCUUAUAGACGUGGCGCGACAAACCGCUCAGGGAAUGGACUAUCUCCACGCCAAGAACAUUAUUCACAGGGACCUGAAAUCAAAUAAUAUAUUUUUAAGAGACGACUGGUCGGUUAAAAUAGGAGAUUUCGGACUUGCCACGGCCAAAGUGCGGUGGUCAGAUUCGUCAACAUUAGGAGGUAUCCAAUGGCAGCAACCCACAGGGUCUAUCCUGUGGAUGGCUCCAGAAGUGAUCCGUAUGGACGAACCUGUGCCCUACACCUUUCGAUCCGACGUGUACGCGUAUGGCAUUGUUUUGUUUGAACUGAUGGCUGGCGAGCUGCCUUACACCCACCUUAAUAAUAAGGACCAGAUCCUAUGGAUGGUCGGGCGGGGUCUCCUAAGACCCGACGCCAGACGGUUACGCCAAGAUGCGCCUCAGGCGUUGAAGCGACUAUUCGAAGACUGCAUCAAAUUCGACCGCGAACAGAGACCCUUGUUCCGACAAAUCCUUGCUUCGCUCGAAUCCAUGCUUCGGGCGAUGCCGAAGAUUACGAGAAGUGCUUCGGAACCCAGUUUAAAUAGACAGUUGCACGCUUCGGACGACUACUUGAGUUAUAGUUGCGCCUCGCCCAAGACGCCCGUCAAUUUCCAGUUCAAUACCGACACCAGUUUCCCUGCCUUUUAUGGCAUCCCAGUGCCUAACCAGCGACAUACGUAAGAGUACAGGUUGUAGGCAACCUGCGAGCCUCACAGAUCCGAGGCCUGAGGUGGCCUUCUUUACAUAGCUCUGCGAUCUCAACUGUUAUAUUGUUAUAUGAUUAAAAUAUGUUUGUUUCUUUUCUACCCAUGGGGAGUGAAAGGGACUGAGCUAUAUGUAUUAGGUUUAGAGUAUUAAGCCGGGUGCAGACCAACAGCUAAGCUAUGUUGAAGCUAAGCUAAGCCGAUUAAAAUAAACUGGAAAUUAGUUGUGUGCACAGCAAAAGCUAAGUGAAAGCCAAGUCAUUGUGAGUGGAUGUAUAAACGGGAGUCAUGGGAAGUGGGAGGGGCUUAGCUUAGCUCACAGAGAGAGAGAGCCAGCGCGUGCCAGACCUUCGUUAUUUU